This is a messenger RNA of Neoarius graeffei (lesser salmon catfish), 1791 nucleotides long. RefSeq names its product carbohydrate (keratan sulfate Gal-6) sulfotransferase 1 (gene chst1). Gene Ontology annotation, biological process: N-acetylglucosamine metabolic process; carbohydrate metabolic process; keratan sulfate proteoglycan metabolic process. Lineage: Eukaryota; Metazoa; Chordata; Actinopteri; Siluriformes; Ariidae. Gene Ontology annotation, cellular component: Golgi membrane. Gene Ontology annotation, molecular function: keratan sulfotransferase activity; N-acetylglucosamine 6-O-sulfotransferase activity. The coding region runs from base 239 to 1504 and encodes 421 amino acids. The record is from RefSeq and is a predicted model, not a curated record. The transcript is spliced from 2 exons.
UUCACUAUAUGCAUGCUCUGGUCUCUCAGCCUAUUAAGCGUUAGAAAAACCUCUCCACAGGUGCUUCAAGUCACAUCCCAUCCCAUCCCAUCACUGAAGGUUCUUUGAAGAAAACUGGCAAGACCUUUCAACUUGAAUCGAAGAAGAACACCACGGACACUCUAUGAUUACGAAACAGCUGCCCCUUCGCCGAUGGGCUCCGAAUUAGACUGCAUUGUCUAAAUGAAGUUCCUCCGCCAUGCAAUGUUCCUGGAAGGCUGUGAUUCUGCUCGGCCUGGCGUCCAUCGCCAUCCAGUACACAGCGAUCAGGACGUUCACGUCCGAGCCCUUUCAGAUCUGUCCCGUGACUAGCUCUGUAAACUGCAGCCUGACUCAGGAACCGGAGACUUUGGAUCGCCUUUGUGAUGACCUCCCUUAUUUCCCAUACAACACCUCCAGAGUGAAGACUCACAUCCUGAUUCUGGCCACAACCCGCAGCGGCUCAUCUUUCGCCGGCCAGCUUUUCAACCAGCACACGGACGUGUUCUAUUUAUUUGAGCCACUCUAUCACGUCCAGAAUGCCCUGCUUCCUCACCUCACUCACAGCAGGUACACUUCAGAUCGCAGGGUGAUGCUUGGAGCAAGCCGUGACCUUUUGCGCAGCUUAUACCACUGCGACUUGUACUUCUUGGAGAGCUACAUCAAACCUCUGCCUGCAAAUCACACCACAGAUAAGCUUUUCCGGCGAGGAGCGAGUCGGGCGCUUUGCUCGCCGCCUGUCUGUGAUGCUUUCAACCUCAAUGAGGUGAAUAUAGAUGAGGGUGAAUGUGUGAGGAAGUGCACCCUCCUCAACCUGACCCUGGCGGCCGAGUCUUGCCGAGAAAGACGACACGUGGCGAUCAAGACGGUGCGAGUCCCAGAAGUCGGCGAUCUCCGCGCUCUAGUGGAGGAUCCGCGGCUUAACCUGAAGGUUGUCCAGCUGGUUCGGGACCCACGAGGCAUCUUAGCAUCAAGAAUCGAGACUUUUAGAGAUACAUAUCGCCUCUGGAGGAUCUGGAGGGCCACAGGGCGCAAACCAUACAACCUCGACCUGAGCCAGAUCAUGACAGUGUGUGAUGACGUCUUACGCUCGAUCAGUACAGGCUCUGAGCGUCCAGCAUGGCUUCGUGGCCGCUACAUGCUGGUGCGCUAUGAGGAUUUGGCCCGCCGGCCCCUCCAAAAGACCCGCGAGAUCUACGACUUCCUUGGAUUUACCAUGGAGAAAGGGGUGGAGGAGUGGAUUCGAAACAACACCAGAGGAAGCAACGAGGGUUUGGCGAAGCAUAAAUAUGGUACGCUGAGGGACUCGGCUGCUAACGCUGAGAGCUGGAGGCUCAAGCUCUCGCAUGACAUCGUCGAUUACACACAGACUGUGUGUCAGCAGGUUUUAGAGGAGCUCGGCUACAGAGCUGUGAACUCGCCUGAGGAACUCAAGAACUUGUCUCUUUCACUGAUUGAGGACAAGACCUUUGCACCCUUUUUGUAGCGAGCGAUCACACCAACGACUAUUUUUCUACACUUCAACUGUUGCCUUAAUUCAACACAUUUUGCACUAUGAACUUGGGAAAUCACUCACAGUCACACAGUACAAACAGCACAAAAACAAACCAAAAUAUUCACUUCGGCCUGGACGAGACUUGAGGAUGACAGAAUGACACGUGUAUUCAUCAUGUUUAUGUGGCUAUGAAGUCCCUGUAUUCAAUCCAUUGCUUUGAUGAAGUUGGAUGUUUGUGGGCGACGAACUCAAAAACACAUCCAUGUGCUUAGAGGUCU